AAAUCUAGGAUCUAAUUCAACCAAACAAAUAAUCCAAAUAAUGGCGUCAAGUAGCUCCCACUCUCCAUGUGCGGCGUGCAAGUUUCUGAGGAGAAAAUGUACGCAGGAGUGUGUUUUUGCGCCCUAUUUCCCACCGGACCAGCCGCAGAAAUUUGCCAGCGUCCACAAGGUGUACGGCGCCAGCAAUGUAGCCAAGAUCCUCAAUGAGCUGACGGUUGUGCACCGUGAGGAGGCUGCCAUUUCCCUUGCUUAUGAGGCCGAGGCUCGCCUGAGGGAUCCGGUCUUUGGCUGCGUCGGGUUCAUCACCAUCCUCCACAACCGCCUUAAGCAGAUCCAGGCGGAGGUCCACGCCUCCAAGAAGGAGCUCGCCACCUACAUUGGCCCACAGGCUAUGAUGGUGAUGAUGCCUCCGCCGCCCUCCUAUGGCAUGGCUCCUCCGCCUCCUCCAACUCUUGGUAUUCAACCCACCAAUAAUGCGUCUGCGCAGCUCUUGAUCCGCGAGCCGAUGAAUGCUCAACAAUAUCAUCAUCAUCAGCAGCAAAUGUUUAAUAGCGGAUUCGAUCAUGUUCCGCCGGUAAGCGGAGGGUUUAGUAAUCAGAUGAAUGGUGGUGGCCGUGGCUCUCCUAGUGGUGGUGUUGUGUCACCCUCAUUGGGUUUGGGAGGUUUCGAUAACGUCCCUAAUUAUCACAUCCAGUCUCAGCAACAACAAGUGCAUCCUCCUCCUCUUGAUUAUCAGCUUCAAACACAGCUUAUCAUCAGUUCACAACAGAAGUCGGAAGGAGAUCAUCAACAAAAUUGA
Molecule: messenger RNA, 799 nt
Organism: Morus notabilis
Lineage: Eukaryota; Viridiplantae; Streptophyta; Magnoliopsida; Rosales; Moraceae
Product: LOB domain-containing protein 6
Exons: 2
Coding region: 41-799 (252 amino acids)
Source: RefSeq, a predicted model, not a curated record